AUGGAAGACUGGCUCUACUACUCCGUCUCCAUCACCUUCUGCCUUGCCGUCUCCAUCCUCCUCUCUUCCCUCCGACCAGUCACCGGAAAGCCGCAGCUCCCGCCUGGUCCACCACUGCUGUCGUUAAUUGGUCCGCUCCUCUUCCUUGGCCGCACGAACUUCGGCAUUGAGCGGAUCGUCUGCGCCGCCCGGUCCCGGUACGGCCCGGUCUUCACCCUCCACCUGCUCCCGUCUCGCCCGGCCAUCUUCGUCGCUGACCAUGCCGUGGCGCACCGUGCGCUGGUGCAGCGUGGCGCGGCGUUCGCCGACAGGCCGCCGGCCAACCUCCCCUCCCGGAUUUUCUCCAGCAACCAGCACAACAUCACGUCCGGUGCGUACGGCCCGCUCUGGCGCGUGUUCCGGCGCAACCUCACCGGCAAAGUGUUCCAGCCGUCGUGCCUGCGCCGGUUCGCCGGUGCUCGCCGGCGCGCCGUGGCGGGGCUCGUGACCGGCAUCGCACGGCAAAUGAGCGGCGACGGGGUCGUCGUCGUCGAGGGGCUCUUGCACCGGGCCAUGUUCCACGUGCUCGUCAGCAUGUGCUUCGGCGAGGGGCUCGCCACCGACGCCGUUGUCGCGUCCGUCGAGGCGCUGCAGAGGGAGUUCCUGACGGCGGCCAUCGGCUUCCAGGUGUUCGGCGUGUGCCCCGCGGUCACCAAGCUCGUGUUCCGGCGCCGGUGGAAGAGGAUGCUGUCUCUCCGGCGCCGGCAGGAGGAGCUAUUUGUCCCUCUCAUACGAACGUGCCGCGCGCAACUCGGCGCCGCCGCCGUUGACUCCUACGUUGACUCUCUCCUCAGCCUCCGGAUCCCCGAAGACGGUGGCAGAAGUCUCACUGAGGACGAGAUGGUGAGCCUGUGCUCCGAGUUCCUGGUCGCCGGCACCGAUUCCACGGCUGCGGUGGUGCAGUGGAUCAUGGCGAACCUCGUGGCGCAGCCGGAGGUCCAAGCCAGGCUUCGGGCCGAGAUCCACCAGGUCGCCGGCAAUUGUAUCCAAGAAGAGCGCCUCACGCGGAUGCCGUACCUCCACGCCGUGGUGCUGGAGGGGCUCCGGCGCCACCCGCCGGGCCACUUCGUUCUGCCACACGCGGCGGUGCCGACGGCGACCGAGGACAGCGGCGGCGCGACGCUCGAGGGCUUCCGCGUGCCGCGGCACGCGUCGGUGAACUUCACGGUCGCCGCGAUGGGGCUCGACGAGGCGGUCUGGCCGGACGCGCGGCGGUUCCGGCCGGAGCGGUUCCUGCCCGGAGGCGAGGGCGCGAACGUUGACCUCACCGGCGGCAAGGAAAUCAAGAUGAUGCCAUUCGGUGCCGGGCGCCGAAUCUGCCCGGGGAUGGCGCUGGCGCUGCUGCACCUGGAGUGGUUCGUGGCCAGCCUCGUCGCCGAGUUCGAAUGGCGGGAGUUGUCCGGCGAGCCGGUGGAAUUCAGCGAGAAGCAGGAGCUGUCCGUCGUGAUGCGGCGGCGGCUCCGUGCCAGCGUCGUCCGGUGCACAAGGAGAGUGAACUGCUAAUGCAACUCAAAAGGUUUUUGAAAUUGUUUCUGCUACUUGUUUGCAUUGCCUCGCUUGUUGGUUGAGUCAUAAGCACGUGAUUCUCUUUCACUAAGUUCAGCUAAAUUUCGCAUGAA
Panicum hallii is the source of this 1658-nucleotide messenger RNA. RefSeq names its product cytochrome P450 89A2-like. Gene Ontology annotation, molecular function: heme binding; iron ion binding; oxidoreductase activity, acting on paired donors, with incorporation or reduction of molecular oxygen, NAD(P)H as one donor, and incorporation of one atom of oxygen. Gene Ontology annotation, cellular component: membrane. NCBI's taxonomy places the organism in Eukaryota, Viridiplantae, Streptophyta, Magnoliopsida, Poales, Poaceae. Bases 1 to 1542 code for a protein of 513 amino acids. The record is from RefSeq and is a predicted model, not a curated record. The transcript has a single exon.